Molecule: messenger RNA, 1671 nt
Organism: Necator americanus (New World hookworm)
Lineage: Eukaryota; Metazoa; Nematoda; Chromadorea; Rhabditida; Ancylostomatidae
Exons: 14
Coding region: 1-1671 (556 amino acids)
Molecular function (GO): SH3 domain binding
Source: RefSeq, a predicted model, not a curated record
AUGGCCGCAAUCAAGUACCCGUGCGAUCGGGUUAUCGCAUUAGCCAAUGUCAACAACGCGAACCAGUGCCACCGGUUCUACGGUGAAGUUGGCGAAGGUUGUGUCACUCUCGAAAUUGUCACACCAUCUGUUGGACACUGCAGAAAUCUUCGCUGGAAGUUAGAUGCCACUCUCUCGGAGGAAUAUUUUAUGAUUAUCAUACUCGUUUCGGGUCAUAACGACAUUGGUUGGGUACAGCUGCUGGUCCCGAAAGUUAUUGAAUUGGCGGCAUAUGCGUCCAUAGACUUUUACGAUUUUGAACUGAAUGAGUCAUCAAUGGCUGCAGCUGCAGCGGAAGUUAUGAUCUACAACGAAACCCGCAAAAAAUGGCAAGCCCCGGAUGGUGCAGAAGGGCAGCUAUCAAAUAUUCAGAUUUUACACAACGCUGCGCGCCAGUCUUUUCGAAUUAUCGCCAUUAGAGAACAGGAUGGCGCUUGGGUGCUGAACUGCAAUAUCCAUCAUAAGCUCAAGUAUCAUACUGCGACGCCGACUUUUCAUCAGUGGAGAGAUGAACAAAGACAGGUCUACGGCUUGAACUUCUCAUCAGAAAAAGAGGCUCGAGACUUUGUGUCGGCAGUUGGUCAAGCCAUCGACUACUUAAAUCAUCAAUUCGUGCACGGAGGAGAGUAUCAAAUACCGAAUGACAACGUAUACCAGGAUCCACAUCAACACAUGAUGUCUCAUAUCCAGUCAGCGCCGUCAUUCAGGGAUCAGGAAGACGGCAGUGGAGGUGUCGCGCAUUCGCCAAUGAACCAAAACCAUCCAGGAUUCAGGAAAUCAUCUCAUUGCAUGCAGGGAAACUUAUCCCUUGCUCAGCAGCAGAGACGAUCUUCUCAGGGAUCCAGCUCUUCCUCCAACAGCCCUUGUAAUAUCUAUGGGCAGCAACAAACUGCCAGUCCUUCACGAGUUGCACCCGGUCCACCAGCGGCUCCUGCCCCACCUACACCAAAUAUCACAUCAUCCUCUUUUCCACCACCGGCUCCUCCACCACCUCCUACUGGAGGAGCGCCACCGCCACCACCUCCUCCGCCACCUCCACCGAAUCUCUUAAAAAGUUCUAAUGUGAAAGGAACUAGUUUGGUGGAUCAGCUGAAAGGAGCACAAUUGAAGAAGACGGGAGGUGUGAGAGACGGCCGUUCUGUAUCGAUAGCGGAAGGAUCAUCAGUUUCUAAUGGACCUGGAUCAGUAGCUGGCUCAUCCCAUGGCGAUUUGCUUUCCGAACUAGCUGCGACGUUUAAUCGAAAGAAGAUCAGCCAAGCGAAAGCGGAUGCAGUUGAUUCCAAAUCGAAUGCUAGCAAUGGAUCAUCGGAUAGCGGAUGCGGUACGAUUCCCCCAGUGAAUGGAUUUGCUUUGCCAGCCACUACAGGGAACGCGGCAAGGAAAUGGGAACCCAUCAAAACAAAUGGAAACAUGGAGAGCCCAAAGACGCACAGAAAAGUUCCAUCCGGAUCUUCCAUCUCUUCUCAGGAAGAAGCGGCCAAGACAAAUGGAAUUACAGUUAGCAAUGCUGUGAUUACUCCCGAGGUUUUGGAAAGGUUUAAAGCUGAGCUAAUGGUAGAAGUACGCUUGGAGAUCAACAAGGCAAAACAAGACAUUAUUGAGGCUUUCCGAACGGAGCUAGCCCGUCAAUAG